Drosophila busckii is the source of this 3889-nucleotide messenger RNA. RefSeq names its product 2-oxoglutarate dehydrogenase, mitochondrial. Gene Ontology annotation, molecular function: thiamine pyrophosphate binding; oxoglutarate dehydrogenase (succinyl-transferring) activity. Bases 269 to 3811 code for a protein of 1180 amino acids. Gene Ontology annotation, cellular component: mitochondrion; oxoglutarate dehydrogenase complex. The record is from RefSeq and is a predicted model, not a curated record. Lineage: Eukaryota; Metazoa; Arthropoda; Insecta; Diptera; Drosophilidae. The transcript is spliced from 8 exons. Gene Ontology annotation, biological process: tricarboxylic acid cycle.
UAGUCUAAAUUUCAACAUUUUCAAUUGAAACAAAUUUUAUGUAAAAUUUUAAAACUGGGCCACGUUAAAUAGUCGUAUAAUUGGCAUUAUCCAUUCGCAUUCCGACCAAUAAACAAGAAAUUCAAUUAAAUGGCAAACUAAGUGUGCCCAGCAAGAAAAUUCCCAAAAAGAACCAGCCCAUGAUCUAAAAUCAUUUUUAAAGACCAAGAAAUCUAUCAAAAUUUUCAGUGGCGCUCUGCAAAUUUGAAUUUUAGUCUGCAAAAAAAGAAUGACACUGAAUCGUUCCUGUGUGGAACGUCUGAUCUUGAUAAGUACUCAGAGAUCCGGGUUUAUUAUGAUGCUCUUCCGCGAAUACACCUUCGGCGUCAGACGGCGUGGACUACGAAUUCUAACCAGACUUAAUGCCAAGCAGCUACCAGAAAAAAGGGAGCCAGACGCACUAGCCAAUGGCACUAAUGCAGUUUUUGUGGAAAGACUUUACUCGCAAUGGUCACAAAAUCCCAAAUCUGUAGAAGAGUCCUGGGAUGCCUAUUUCAGCGGAAAGCGCAACACCUCUAGCGUCACUGUUGACAAUAAAAAGUCUUUCAAAGCUGCAGGUUCCAGCACAGCACUUGCGGCACCCAAACCAUCUGCUCCGCCUGCUCGCGAAGUUGCCUCAGCUGCAGCUGCUGCGCCCGCUUCGGCGCCUGCUGAUUUUAGAUACAUAGACGAUCACUUGGUAGUGCAGGCCAUCAUACGUGCCUAUCAAUCACGAGGACAUCUUGCCGCUGAUCUUGAUCCGUUGGGCAUUGUGGGACCCACAGGUGGUUCCUCUGUUGAUGGCGCCAGGCGCAAUGCUACACAGGCUGUUCUUAGGCAACAUUAUUCCUAUGUGUUUAAUGAUUUAAAUACGUCAUUUAAGCUGCCUUCGUCUACGAAAAUUGGCGGCACUGAGCAGUUUUUAACACUUAAAGAAAUUCUGGAUCGCUUGGAGCGCAUCUAUUGCGGUCAUAUGGGCUUGGAGUACAUGCAAAUACUUUCAUUUAACAAAUGUGAUUGGAUACGCGAACAGUUCGAGCUGCCCAAUGCUGUAAACUUUUCAGCUGAUGAGAAGAAGCUUAUACUUGAGCGUCUAACGCGCUCCACGGGCUUUGAAAACUUUCUGGCCAAGAAGUUUACGUCGGAGAAACGUUUCGGACUCGAGGGUUGCGACAUUAUGAUACCCGUCAUGAAGGAGAUUAUCGAUAGAUCCACCAAUGAGGGCGUUGAAUCAUUUUUCAUUGGCAUGGCGCAUCGUGGACGUCUCAACGUGCUGGCCAAUGUGUGUCGGAAGCCCAUACCCGAGCUCUUGGCGCAGUUUCAUGGUCUAAAGGCGCGAGAGUCCGGCUCCGGCGAUGUGAAAUACCAUUUGGGUGUAUUUAGCGAGCGUUUGAAUCGCAAAACGAAUCGAAAUGUGCGCAUAACAGUAGUGGCAAAUCCUUCGCAUUUGGAGCAUGUAAAUCCUGUAAUGCUGGGCAAGGCACGCGCGGAAAUGUAUCUACGUGGCGACUAUCAAGGCAACAAGGUGCUGCCCAUAUUGAUACAUGGCGAUGCCUCCUUCUGUGGCCAGGGCAUUGUCUUCGAGUCCAUACACUUGUCGGAUCUGCCCGCCUACACAACCUUUGGCACCAUACACAUUGUGGUCAACAAUCAAGUGGGCUUCACUACAGAUCCACGCUUCUCACGCUCCUCUCGUUACUGCACCGAUGUGGCGCGUGUUGUCAAUGCGCCCAUUUUGCAUGUAAAUGCCGAUGAUCCCGAGGCUUGCAUACAUUGUGCUCGCGUUGCUGCCGCUUGGCGUGCAAAGUACAAAAAGGAUGUGGUCAUUGAUAUUGUCGGCUAUAGGCGCAAUGGCCACAAUGAGGCCGAUGAGCCUAUGUUCACACAACCGCUUAUGUAUCAGCGCAUACGCAAGGUGAAGCCGGUGAUGGUGCAGUAUGCUGAGAAAUUAAUCCGAGAGGGCAUCAUUACGGAUGCGGAUUACAAGGAAAUGCAAACCAAGUAUGAAAAAAUAUGCAAUGAUGGCUUUGAGGAGUCCAAGAAGAUGAAAUCGUUUUCAUACUCCGCUUGGAUUGACUCACCCUGGUCGGGCUACUUUGAGGGACGCGAUCGUCUAAAAAUGUGUCCUACAGGCGUUUCCGUUAAAACGCUGGAGCACAUAGGCAAUGUCUAUUCCUCACCACCACCAUCAGAGCAUAAGUUUGAGGUUCACAAAGGCAUCUUGCGUAUCCUGGGUCUGCGUAAGAAGAUGGUCGAAGCAAAGAUUGCUGAUUGGUCGCUGGGUGAGGCGUUUGCCAUUGGUUCGCUGCUUAAGGAUGGCGUACAUGUGCGCGUUUCUGGACAGGAUGUAGAGCGUGGCACUUUCUCGCAUCGUCAUCAUGUGUUGCAUCAUCAGACGCAGGACAAGACCUGGUACAACUCAUUGCAGCAUCUCUAUCCCGAUCAGGCGCCAUAUCAUAUAUGCAAUAGCUCGCUAUCUGAGAAUGCUGUGCUGGCCUUUGAUCAUGGCUACUCCAUGGCCAGUCCCAACUCGGUUGUUAUUUGGGAGGCGCAAUUCGGCGACUUUGUUAACACUGCCCAAGCGGUUAUAGAUACGUUUAUAGCCAGUGGUGAAACCAAAUGGGUGCGCCAAUCGGGCAUGGUUAUGUUUUUGCCACACAGCAUGGAAGGCAUGGGACCGGAACAUUCUUCAGGACGCAUUGAGCGCUUCUUGCAGCUUAGCGAUGAUGAUCAGGAUGUAUUUCCCGAUACCAACGAUAGCGAUUUCGUUGCACGUCAAAUAAUGAACGUCAAUUGGAUUGUCACCAAUUUGACCACGCCUGCAAAUCUAUUUCAUGCUUUGAGGCGUCAGGUAGCCAUGGGUUUCCGCAAGCCGCUAAUCAACUUCUCACCCAAAUCUGUGCUGCGUCAUCCCUUGGCGCGCAGUCCAUUCAAGGACUUCAACGAAUGCAGCGAAUUCAAUCGCAUUAUAAUUGAUGAAAAAUGCGAACGUAAUCCGGAUUGUGUUAAAAAGCUUGUCUUCUGUUCCGGCAAGGUUUACUAUGAUCUGUUUAAGGAGCGUGAAGAUCAUGAGCAGGCGGAAUCUGUAGCGUUGGUGCGUGUGGAGCAGCUUUCGCCGUUUCCCUAUGAUCUUAUACUGAAACAAUUUCAAGUGUAUAAAAACGCCGAGAUCCUGUGGGCACAGGAGGAGCAUAAGAAUCAAGGUGGCUGGUCCUAUGUGCAACCGCGCUUCGAAACGGCGCUCAUCAAAUGUGAAAAUGAAACACGCUGCAUUUCUUAUCAUGGACGCCAGCCCAAUUCAUCGCCUUCCACCGGCAACAAGGUGCAACAUUACAACGAAUACAAAGCGCUCAUUACAAGCAUCUUUGGCGAGCUGACCGAGGACAAUAAGAAGCGCAUGGAGCGCAUUGUUAAGGAGCAGCAACAAAAAGCCAAAUCGGAAACGGCAGCCAGCAUGGCAUCAACCAAGACUACGAAGGGCAAAGAAGCAGCUCCUGCUGCAGCUCCAGCGGGCAAGGAUGCAGCUCCAGCGGGCAAGGACGCAGCUGCUGCACCAAAAGCAGCCGCAGCGCCAGCUAAAAAGGAAGCGAAGAAGGCAGCUCGUAAACCAGUGCAGUCCAAGCGUAAGCCAAACAUGAAGCCCAAAAAGCAACGAGCUCCCACGCCGGCGCCAAAAUCCAAAUCUGAAGACAAUAUUCAAGGUGGCAUUAUGACAAAGCGAGCAGCUGGACCCAUGCCACCACCGGAACCAAAGAAAGAAGCCGACGAUUCGGAUCCCAAGUCAAAGAAGUAAAAUAAAAUUGAGUAGUUUUUCCGUAAAAAUUCCAGUUUAACUUUAAUAAAGUUUAUAAAAAUGCAUUGUAAUUAAGUU